GUUUCAUAUCACACACAGUGAAAUAUUAAUUUGUUAUCAUUUGAAAAUGUUAUUUUGCAUAUACCCAAAUGUAACAUAUACAUUGUUACAGCAGAAAUUUACGGGAAUUACGAUAAAAUUGUAAAUGUCUUUAAUAAUAUGCAAUUUUAAUUUUGUCUACAUGUUUUGAAAAAUGUAUAAAAUAUGUGUAUGUACCAACUAGAAUACCAUUAUAUGUAUAUACACAUGGAUUGUCGCGUAACGAAUAUGUCCGUAAUAGUAUUUACAUAAUAUUCCAAAAUUGUAUAAGAUCAAACUUUUCGAUGAAACUAUUGAUAAAUUUCAGAAAACGCAAAGGUUAAAUUAAUUGUUACGCGACAAUAACUGCAUCUUACAGGUAUGCGUAUACAUAUGGUAUCUAUAGUAAUAAGAUUUGUAUGCAUGUAUAUACAUACACAAAUAUUACAUAUUUAGCUAUACUCAAAAAUGUAUCUCUAUAUAAAAAGAAAAUACAUAUAUAAUUGAUAAACAUAUAUUGCAAAAAGGAAAGCAAAAGGCUGUAUGUUAUAUGUGAUUUCAUAUCAUAAGCACUUGUAAGCAAUGGUGUAUUUAAUGACAUAUUGUACAUACAAAAUAAGACACGGCACGUACGUGCAACAGAAAAAAAAAGAAGGAUAAUUAUAACGAAUGUCUCUACUUUGCACGUACAUAUGUACAUAUAAGUUGUGCCAUUGUGCGAUUGCGAUUGCGAUUGCGAUUGCGAGAUACGAUACAUGGGAUGUGGUGAGACCCGAAAGAAUUCAAGUUAGAAUUUAGAACGUUAGAAAUAGCAAACAGCAGGAAAUGUCUCCUGUGUGCUACUGUCUUCCUGUCUGUAAAUUCCACACAACGAAUACAAUGUGUAUGUAGCUUGAAAGUGGUUUCGAAUUUUCAUCGCACGUCGAACGUAAUUGUAACCCUUUUAAACAACAUUCAACAUAACCAAAAACACAAUGAAAAGGUUUCAUAGAGACUGAGUAAGAAAAGGUGGAGAUAUUUGUGCAUUAAGUGACAUGAAUUGAGUGAAAUGUAUAUUUUAAUGUAUAUUUGGAACAGUCGUAAGGAAUGGCCGAAAAGGAGGCAAAGAUUGAAUAUGUGACAGAACCUUGUCCAAUAAAACCUCGUAAAAUAGGACCACAAAACAUUGUUGUUCGUUUGAAACGUCGCGAAACAUUUGGUUGUCCUUACCCAGGAACACAUGUACACAAUGCCAGACAAUUUUAUCAAAACGUAUUUCCAAAUUUUACUAUUAUGAAUGUAGAAAAACCACCUUGUUUUCUUAGAAAAUUUAGCCCCGAUGGACGUUAUUUAAUAGCUUUUAGUGCUGAUCAAACUUCUAUAGAAGUUUAUGAAUAUCGUGGUGCAUCCGCAGCUGCUGAUUUGUUAGCAAAUUGCGAAGGUGAAUACAUCGGUCAUAAGAACGAUGAGUACAGUUUUCAAAUUAGAAGCAAUAUUUUUAAUCGAUUCUUCAAGACAAAAUGGAUCGUAAACGUAGUUCAAAGUAACGAACAAUUAAACAGAGAAUGCAGUUUAUUUACGGACGAUGGUCGAUAUGUAAUUGUGGGUUCCGCUGCUCACAUCCCGGAUGAAUUAAGGCCCCAUUUUUACCAGAUUUACUCCAACAAUGAAGCGCUAACUCCAAAUCCUAGAUCGCCGCUCGAAGAUUAUAGUUUACAUCUUGUUGAUUUACGCGGGGGAAAGUUAUGUGAUACUAGACAUUUUAAAGUAGACAAAAUAUACUUAUCACACAAUCAAGGUCUUUAUUUGUAUAAAGAUAUAUUAGCAGUUUUAUCGGUACAACAUCAAACUAUUCACAUAUUUCAAAUUCUCGAUGGAAUGUUCAUAAAUGUCAGGACAAUAGGAAGAUUCUGUUUAGAAGAUGAUGCAUAUUUGGUUACAAGUGCUUGUCCAGGAGUAAAUUGCCGUCCAUUUAGAGACAUUACAAUAAACAGUCUCAAACACAAGUUAUUGGUUUAUCUAUACAAAAGAGCGGCAUACAUUAGCGACACAACAAAAGAUCCUUACGAAUUGAGACGUUUUUAUCAAUAUUUCGAUCAGUUGAACGCGUUACGCAUGUGGAAGAUGCAAUUAUUAGAUACGAAUCAUAUCCUUGUAAGAUUUGCAAGCGAAGAGGUAGCAACGCUUCAAGCAAACGAACCGAACGCACAACCUGCUCUUUUGGUAGUUUACGACAUGGUAACAGCUAAGAUAUUGGCUGCAUAUGAUAACGCGUCUACACAGUUGUUGACGCAAUUUGAGAAUUUUAGCGAUUUCUUCAGAAAUGCUAGAAUGAGUACAGACUGUCAAUACAUGUGUUCACCAUCUAAUAAUAUAUACGCAAGAUUAUUACAGCAAAGAUUCAAACAAACGAUAGUGAGUGCUAGAUAUGGCGGUGUUACGGAAGCUACAAAAAGACUACUUGCUCAAUUACCGAUAUGCGCACAGUCUUACUCUAGUUCUCCGUACCUAGAUUUAUCAUUAUUUUGUUACGACGAUAAAUGGGUAUCGAUGAUGGAGCGACCUAAAGCUUGCGGAGAACAUCCUAUACGAUUUUACGCUCGCGAUUCUGGUCUUUUGAAGUUUCGAAUGUACGCGGGAAUGUUGGGCCGUACAACACCAACAGCUGCAAGGCGAUUAGUUGCAUUUACGUUUCAUCCAACGGACCCGUUUGCUAUUUCCGUUCAGCGAACAAACGCUGAAUACAUCGUCAGUUUUCAUGUCAGACAUGUUUAACGUCGUAUCGAAGCUUGUAAAAUUCGAUGAUAAUCUAUACAUACAAGUAUAGUAUCAUUCGCUUCGAUUAUACCCUGUUUUUCUAUUCCAAUGAAUUCAAACGAUCUCGUACCACAGUAUCGAUCAAAUUUCCUUGAAAAAGAAACUGUUGUAUAUUUCGUAUAAAUUAAUGUAAAUAUUCCAGAAAUAUUUUUAUUGUCGUCAACUUUACAAAAACUAUUAUAAUUGAUCGAAUUUACGAUGCCCGUUAUCACUCUUCAAAUUGUCAACAUUAAAUAUUAAAAAUCGUUACGUACAUUAAUUAGAUUAAGAAAUUAUUCGUCUCGUGAAACAAUUUAAUAGGUUAAUAGCUGAAUUCACCUCAACAUUUGAUUACGUUUAGUCCAUUACACGUUAGAUAGUAACGAUCGAAAAGAGAGCUGUCCUGCUAUACUGUGAUGUUCUACGGUUACUACGGUAUUAUCGAUAGUUGAUCCGUUCACAUUACACAACUAAUGUUAAUGUUCAUCAGAUCUUAUCUUCGAAAUAUAUAAAUUUGUAUAUACAUAUAUUACAUAUUUAGAUAGCGGUUGUUUAUACCAAUGCGUAUUUUUAGAGAAAGAUAGAGAUAAUGAAAAUGGUACUUUGAACAGUACCACGUGUAUUAUCAUGUAUUUUGUUGAUACAUGUGUACAUAUUUUGUAUAUACCUAAAACGUAACCUAUAAUUUGUAUACAUUUGCAUAUUUAGAUAUAUAAAAAAAAAACUUAAAAAUAGGCACAAUUCAAUAAAAUUUUUAAAAUUUAUCCAACAAUUGAAUAAUUUCAGUUUUAGGGUGAGAGGAAUGAAAGAGCUUUGUAAAUUUAUAUCUAAAGUUUGAUAACUAAAGUAAUGAACUAAGUAAUAAAUACAUGUAUGCUACUUGUUCGGAAAAUAAGGAGUUAUGUCAAGAAGUCGCAAGAAACAGUAUCGGAAUUGAAUGAAUGAAUAAAACAGUAUGAAAUUUUGCAACAUC
This is a messenger RNA of Megalopta genalis, 3745 nucleotides long. RefSeq names its product de-etiolated protein 1 abo (gene abo). Gene Ontology annotation, cellular component: cullin-RING ubiquitin ligase complex; nucleus. NCBI's taxonomy places the organism in Eukaryota, Metazoa, Arthropoda, Insecta, Hymenoptera, Halictidae. Gene Ontology annotation, biological process: protein ubiquitination; positive regulation of proteasomal ubiquitin-dependent protein catabolic process. Gene Ontology annotation, molecular function: ubiquitin-like ligase-substrate adaptor activity; ubiquitin protein ligase binding. The record is from RefSeq and is a predicted model, not a curated record.